GCAGCCAAACAGUCAUCGUGGAAUCGUGGAGUAUUCGCUCUGUUUUCGCCGUCGACACUGAGACAUGGUAACUGGCCUAAACGCUUUCCUCUGGCUCAUCGUGGUCGAUGUCUGGGCCAUCGUGGCCAUCGACUUUGGCUACCAUCCGAGUGCCGAGGAGUUCGACAGCCUGUUGCGGCAAACGUGGAGUCGCGAUCUCCUCCAGCGUCGCGUUCCCGAACGUCGAUUUGUGCCGCGCUAUCAGCACCAGACAUCCAUUCGCUUCGAGCCGCCGGAGCUCGAUUUCCAGCUGUUCGAUCAGGACAGGGAUCACCUGUCCUCGCAGCCGUAUGUCUUCGAGUCCGUGGAGGACAGCCGGCCGGAGUCCUCGCUCGCCGAUCAGUUGCACGUGCAGAGCGAACUGCUGGAGAUCAAGGAGCCCAAACCCAAACCGAAACUAAAACCAAAACCGAUACCGAUACCGAAACCGAAACCCCAGCCACAGGAAACCCUGGAGGGAAACGGCACCACAUUUCCCAUAUACUUCACCCACCCAACCACCGGCAUUGUGUAUGCCAUCAGCCAAGUGGGAGCGGGAGCGGGAGUGGGAGCGGGAGUGGGUCAGAAUCCCGGAGUGAUACCCACCCAAAGUCGCAACGAUAGCAAUGCGAUUGCCAUUUAUGUGACCAAGGCGCAGUACGAUGCGGAUUUGGAGAGCCUGCGAAGGCAGUAUGAAGCGAGGUGCCAGGCAAUUCCACCGGGCACGGUGAUAUCCACCCUGAAUCCGGUGCACAAGGGUGGCACCACCGCCAGACCGCAGAUAAUCCGAUUGAAGAAACCGAAGGAUCCACAAAGCAAACCGAGUAACAAACUGCCCAAGCCAAGCCAUCGACCACCGCCGGUGAUGGUGACCAGUGGACCCGUCGAUCAUGUAAGCGAUCAGCUGCUCAAGCUGCCCCACCGGGGAAGCAGCAGCAGCAGCAGCACCACCACCACCAAGACAACCAGCACCACCUCAAGGCCAAAUACGCGGAGAAGAAAGCGCAAGAAGCGGCCAAAGAACAAGACAAAGCUGGUGAAAAAGAGACCGGGUUACGGCGGGAAUAAUACCCGAAAUCAGGUGGGUCCUCUGCCCAUUAUCCUGGGCAAGAGACCCAGCACCACCACCAGCACCAGCACCACGGCACGACCACCACCGGCUUACACGCAACUGGAGAAACCACACUUGCCGCUGGCCACUUUGCAACCGGAAAAUGCCUUCAGUCAGCACUUAUUUCGCAUCGACGCCGAGCCACCGGAAGAGAGUGAAACUCUGGAAGAACAGGAACCACUUGGAGAACCACUAAAUCUCCGAAGACGCCGUUCGUUAGAAGAUUCGACAGACUUUACAGCUGGCAGACAAGUUGGUGGAGUGGAUGUGAUGGAAAAACCUCUUUCCGAAAGACUUUCUUCUUUGAAAACUCCGACUAAAAAGGAAAUACUGAAAAAGGCUUUAAAAAAAUUUAAAAAACGAGUGAAAAGAACAGAAGAAUCCCCUGAAAAAACGGGAACAUCGAAAUCACUUCUCAGCAGACAUCGUCGUUCCUUGGAAAACCCUACAAAUGCAGCGACUCAAAAAUCUUUUACCCAAUCAAAUACUGAAAAAGUAACCACGAAAUCACCAAGAAAAAUGCCAGAAAAUGGAUCACAAGGUGUAUUAUCAAUUGGUUCCAAUAGAGAAGCAGCUGCUCGAAGGGUAAAUACCCCCAGAAGACCCUCUCCAAAGAGAAGUUCCAAAAAGCGAAGGACCAAGCAGCAGCAACAACAACAAACACCGCCAACUCCACAGAAGAAAGAGCAGAAUUCGGGUGGUGUUGUGCACUUACCCACCGCUCUGCACUUGCUCCACAGAAACCACAGCCAGGAUGAGAACAAAAUUCCCAGUACCACUCUAAAUACAAGCCAAAAACAUACAAAUAAAACUAUAACUACAAUUAAAACUAUGACUAAAACUAAAACAAAAACUAAAACUAAGGAACGGAAACGUGGAAGACCCGAGCUGCCGGGCUUUGAUAUAUUCGAACUAAUGUCCGAUGGGGAUUACGAUGAUGAGGAAGGGGAGGAAGAGGAUGAGGAAGGUGAUGAUGAUGAAUACUACUUCGAAGAUGGGGAGAAGGGCAAUCGGAAGCAGAAACCCCACGAAAGUGGCAGCACGGAGGCUCAGAGCGAUCUCAAUCAGGAGGACAGUAGCUCCGCGGAGGAGGGCGCUGAUUUUGGAGCAAUGGUCGAGGAGGAGACCACCACGACAACGAUAUCCAGCAGCGAGGAGGAUGAGGAGGCCACCUCGAGCACCAAGAACUCCAAUGCCAAGAAGAAGAAGAUCCGCAUCAAGCGGAGACCCGUUGACUCCGACGAGGAUUACGAUGAGGACGAGGACUCCGGCAUCGGUGGCUUCUUCCGCAUGAUCUUCUAUCCCGUCCAGGUGGCCAUGUCGCGGUUGAUGGGCGGCUUCGGCUCUCCCGACGACGAGGAGGAGGACGAACCAGCCAGUCCACCCGUUUCCAAGUAUCCCAGCUACACUCUAUAUCACAGUGCCCACAGCAACGAAGCCUACGCGGAAACGGAGGAUGGCGAUUCGGAGGACGAGGAGGACUCCUCCUCCCUGGGCGGGUGGUUCAGCUCGUGGUUCGGCCUGCAGCGACGCACCAAGAAAAUCGGCAGCACCACCACCACUACCUCGGUGCCGCUGGCACCACCCACCAAGGAGCCACCGGGAUGGCUGGAGUCCUGGUUCGGAUUCGGCAAACCCUCCGCUGAAACAGACGCCGAAGAUGAUUAUGACAAAUGGUUUUCCACCUGGUUCGAUUCGGGGCCAAAGCGAAAGGUCAGGCGUCGUUCCACCACCUCGACAUCGACGACCUCAACCACAACGACCACCCACACACCUUCGGCGGCGGCCCAAGUGCCCAUCCUGACCAUUGUGGAUCCACUCAGGAAUCCCCAGAAUUGGAUUGGCAUUCUGGCCCAUCAUAUUGUGAACUCCACGGGCAAUGCCAUGGCCUCCACCACCACCUCGAAUCCCGUGCUGCAGGCCUUGGCCACUCGGAUGACCACCAGGGGCACCACUAGCACCACCACCAGCACCACCUCGAGACCGGAGGUGCCCAGGCGCAUCAGCUACGAUAAGUACCAGAUUUGGCGUCUCAAGCCGCAGGACGAGGAGCAGGUUCGCGCGCUCGAGGAGUUCAAAAAGGGCGAGGAUGGGGUCAAGAUGCACUGGCUCAAAGGUCCCAGCCUAAGAGGCCUCACCGAUGUCUUAGUUCCCCAAAUGCUGGUUGACUUCCAGGGAACGUUGAACUACGAGGGCAUCGCCCACGAGGUGCUCAUCUUCGAUGUGGGCAAGGCCAUUGCCUACGAGCUGAGCAAAGAGGAUUACCUGCACACCACCCGUCCCUCGAAGCCACGACCCACUAUACCGCCGCCGAUGACCUGGAAUCGCUAUCACAACCACGACGAGAUUGUCAAAUAUCUGGAGACGGUGCGCAUGCGCCAUCCGCAGUUGGUCGAGCUCAUCCACAUCGGUCGCUCCUUCGAGGGUCGUCCCCUGAUUGUGGUCAAGAUCGAGUCCAAGCAAUCGGCGGCAACGGCGACCAGCGAAGGUCACCAGAGUGCCAAGCGACCCAAGAGGAAGCGGAAGGCCGGUCAGGCGAAUGCCGUGUUCGUUGAGGCCGGAGCUCAGGGAUUGGCGUGGAUUGGACCAGCGGCAGCCACUUGGAUGAUCGCGGAGCUCUUGCGAUUAAUGAAGUCAAACAAGAGCAACGAGGACGUGGAGUUUAUCAGGAACACCACCUGGUACGUGAUGCCUGUCCUGAAUCCGGAUGGAUAUGCGUACAGCCAUGAGUACGAUCGCUUCUGGAAGAAGUCGCGAUCGCAGCACCAGGCUCCGCCGCCCAGUGGCCUCCUCGAUUCGGCGAUGACGUGGCUGCAGCAGAAACGCGGACCGGACAAGGUCUGCUAUGGCGUCGAUCUGGACAGGAAUUGGCUAUAUCAUUGGGGCAAGCGGGGCAGCUCCAAGUCGCCCUGCAACGAAUUCUACGCGGGACCGGCGCCAUUUUCCGAACCGGAAACGAAAGCCGUCUCCGAGUUUCUCAUGGAUUACCGCACGCAGAUCAAGCUGUAUAUAUCCCUGCAGGCCUAUGGCCAGAUCAUAUCCUAUCCAGUCAAGGCCAACUCCACUUUCAAUUCGGAAAGAUUGGACGAUUUCCUCGACGUGGCAAUGGUGGGCACCGAUGGCUUGAGAAAGAAGGGCAGUAAAUCGCGAUACAAGGUUGAUGCCUCCAACGAUCUGAUAGAACAACGUUCGGGCUGUGCGGACGCCUUUGCCGCCUACGAAAUCGGAAUCCCCUUCAGCUACACACUCCAACUGGCGGACAACGGGGUCCACGGCUACUUGCUGCCGAGCAGCGCCAUCGAGCCGACGGCUCGCGAUGCCUUCGAGAUCAUCAGCGGCAUGCUGGACUACAUCUGAAGCACGUCGCUGUUGGAUAUAUCAGAUCGGGAUGGAAGAGCAGCGGGAGCAGCAGGGAUUCGGUGGGGUGGGGCAACAUGUGUGAAAGUUUUAGUUCCUUUUUAUCGCGCUUUGGUGGCUUGCGUUCCGGAGAUCACUUGCCACAUUUCCGGAAUACAUUCUCCAUUAAUGUUAGCUUAAUCGCAUCUGCAUUUUAUCUAUUCAAAAUUUUUUUUUUUAUUUUACACAAAUUUUCCUAUAUUGAGAUUUUCACAUAGCUUAUUAAAUAUUGUUAUAUGUAUAUUAUAAUUAAAUAUUCGCUGCAUUUUUUUUUUUUGGUAGUUGAAAUCCUGUUUAGAAUAAAUAGUAUACCUAAAAUAAAGUCUUAUAUUUGAUCGAGCAUUCGAUUGCUUGCUUUUCAUUUAACUUUUUGCAUGGAUGCCAUGUAGGGGAAUAUGUUUUAGAGUUUUCUAUAGAUCCUUCGAUAGAUUUGCACCAUCAUUAUAUUAUAUUCGCAUAUAAUAUCGGGUACACCAACUAAUUCGUUUAUAAAAAUAUUCUCAAAGCUUUAAUUUACAUGUGAAUAUUAGUGGAAGUUAUAAUAAUAUAAAUAACUCACAAAAACGUUAUCGACUUAUCGCAUAAUUGCGAACGUAAUAUUUUACAACUAAACAAAUAUUUUUUCUAUCAAUUAUAAGGGGCGAUUCACUCUUCAAUCUCUCUGGCUUAUAAUUUAGGUAUACAUUCGAGUCUGUUCUGUUUUAAUGGAAAUUUAGCUUUAAUAAUUGCAAAGACUUCCGUUUACUUUAACAACAAGUUCCUUGGUUUAGAGGAAUGAGAUAUUCGAAUUAUGUCUUCUUACGAAAAUAACUUAAAAAUGUGACUUCAUGUGGUUUUGAUAUCAUAAUUGACAAUAAGUUCUUUCGCGAUUAACGUAAACAUAAGCUUAAUGAAAAAUUCCAUAUGUUUUUUGC
This is a messenger RNA of Drosophila ficusphila, 5439 nucleotides long. RefSeq lists its product as uncharacterized. The record is from RefSeq and is a predicted model, not a curated record. Gene Ontology annotation, biological process: proteolysis. Gene Ontology annotation, molecular function: zinc ion binding; metallocarboxypeptidase activity. Lineage: Eukaryota; Metazoa; Arthropoda; Insecta; Diptera; Drosophilidae.